Molecule: messenger RNA, 1760 nt
Organism: Musa acuminata AAA Group (dessert banana)
Lineage: Eukaryota; Viridiplantae; Streptophyta; Magnoliopsida; Zingiberales; Musaceae
Product: EID1-like F-box protein 2
Exons: 4
Coding region: 660-1424 (254 amino acids)
Molecular function (GO): protein binding
Source: RefSeq, a predicted model, not a curated record
CAAUAUCUGCUUCCUCUUCUCUCUCUUGCCGUAGUUUCCUGCUGUCGUCUCUCCUCACGGAAGGACAACUGGACGGUGUCGGAUUCGCCUGUCGGACGAAACUACCCCCGGAAAAGGACAAAGUUUGGACGAACUUGUCCAUGGAUCCGAUGGUGUUUCUGUGAUUCCGCGCUAUGUGAGCGGCUCUCUUUUUAGCCCACUGCUCUUCCGUCGUCGCUAGGCGCUCUGAGACGAGAUCGCCCCUCUUCUGAGCUCUUCCUCGACUGUGACCGAGGGGUAAACGAAAGGGUUUUCUCUUCUCAGUCUCUUAUGCUCGGAGUAGGGAGGAGCGGGAAGCGGUUUGAUGCUUCAGGAAUUUUAGGGUCAUUUGGAGAAGAAACUGGGGGCUUGAACCGAUCGGAAGUUUAGAUGCUCUGGAUCGGACAAGAAAACCUGGAGAACAAGUUAUGUUAAUGUUGAUCGGUGGAGAAGAAUUUGAACCUUAUUUCUGUAGCAGAGGCCGGAUUGAAGAAUCGAGUCCAUGCGAUGGUUUUUUCUUGCAUCAUCUGAAUAAAUGCAUGGGUUUUUAGAAGAUGAGCAGGUUAUUCGAUCAGUGAGCACUUGUUUGCUGGAGAGGUAUCGAGGCACGACUGUGUAAUUCGUUGUGGAUUGUUGGAAAAAUGUUGGUACCAAAGCAAUAUCGAUGCACCCAUUCGGCUGCUUGUGUAUGCAUCAAAGGUCACCUGAGCGAGGAUGCCAUCUUUCUUGUUUUUGAGCAUCUGAACUGGAAUCCUAGAUUGAUUGCGCUAAUGUCGUGUGUUUGCAAAUGGUUUGAUGAGAUUGCCAAACGGAUAUUGUGGAAAGAGUUCUGUCGAACAAGGGCCCCGAAAAUGAUGCUGGAUUUGCAGUCCUGUGGAAGUCAUAGUGUCGAUGGAAACUGGAAAGCACUUGGAAAGCUUCUCAUCUAUUGUUCAGGUUGCACCCAGAGGGGCCUCUUUAAUAUCACUUGUGUCCCAGGUCACUUUGUGCACAGGACUAGGUUUUCGAGGACUUCAGGAAAGAGCUUUCUUAUUCCGCAGUGCAGGACAGAUGUCUUGUAUGUGUGUGACCCUUGUGAACAUCUAGAUCAAGGUGAUGAUGGCGAUGUAGGAUUCUUCCGCGGUGUGUUCAAGUCAUUUUCUGCUUCGAAGGUUAGAAAGAUGCUGAUCGAAAGGCAGGCCAAACUCCACUCCACAGAGGCGUGUCCAUAUUGCAAGGCAAAAUUGUGGAACAUGAUGCAGGCAAAGAUGAUACCAAGGAGCGCUUGCAUCAGGUUGGGUGCAUAUGAUGAUAGUGUUGAGUGUUAUGUAUGUCUGAAUGGGCACAUGCUUGGAACAAGCUCUCUCCUGCCACUCUCUGAUUCUGACGAGGCAUCUGACUUUGAACAGUGCUCAAAAUUCGACUAAGGGAUUUCCAAGUUCGAAGGCCAAAACUCUGUUUGUGAAUCUUGGAGUGUUUUUGAUCUGCUUGGUUAAGGGAUAAAGAAAGGUAAGUGGAUGGAUAGUUAUCAGAUCUCCAUUUUAUCAUGUCGCAGGGAAUGAAAUAGCACAGGAGUUUGUUUAACUCCAUAACAUGGCAAGAUGUUCUUUGCUCUCUCUUUCUGUUUUGUCUAUUUAACUUACUAAACUUAGGUCAUAGUUUGGUUAUCUAUGUCACCGAGUAAUAUGAUGCUUCAUAUACAAUAUGUACAAAUAUCUGCUGCAAACAAUAGCAGUUUUACGUUUGACAGCAAGACUUCUUCA